Messenger RNA from Dimorphilus gyrociliatus, 1320 nucleotides. The record is from the annotation of a GenBank genome assembly. Lineage: Eukaryota; Metazoa; Annelida; Polychaeta; Dinophilidae.
CUUUCUUCGUUAUUAUUAAAAGAACAAAAAUUAAAAAUAUAUAAAAAAAAUAAAGAAAAUCAGAGAUAGAGACUGAUUGAAAGAAUAAACUGAAAGAAAUCAUACAAUAAGAGAAUGAUUCGUCCAUUACUUAUACUAGUUAACGUGUUACUGAUCUUUAUAGCUUCAUCUGCUGUAGUCUUAGCUUCUUAUUUAGCUUUUACUCCUUCCUACAUAACGCUUUAUAGGGCUGCCGAAUACGAAGUUGAUAAGAAUCCUAGCCAAAAAGCACAAGUGAAUAUCAUCCAAGUUGCAGUUAUUUCAAUGAUAUCAUUAUUCUUUUUUGUCUAUGUGGGAGCCAUAGUAGGUUUAGCUGGAGCUAUAACUAAAGAUAGGGUUGCAUUGGGCAUUUACAUGGUUCUAUUGGCUUUAUUGUUUGUCUUAAAGGUAAAAAAAAGAAGGGGAGGGAGAGAGAAAUUACAUGUUUUUGAAAAAAGAAACCUAAUUUGUCUUGCACUUUUUCAGCUCGUCAUUGUUAUUUAUGUGGCAGUUAGUGAGCCUCUCAAUCCUUUUAUUCCAUCUAUAGUAGAAAUUUAUAAAAGAUCAUUCGAUCCGGAAGAUACCGACAGGAAUCAGGGAAAAGUUAUUUUAUGGAGGAAAGCCAUUCACAAAGUGCAAGAAAACUUCCAAUGUUGUGCUUUUAAAAGUAUCACUGAAUAUGCUGCAGCCGUUGCUCCCGGGGACGUGUCAGCUGCUGCUCCAUUUCCUCGAUCUUGCUGUAAAACCUACGAUCCGGAUAAAAAUGAUUUUUAUGACGAAGAUUGCUAUAAGCAGAUGAUAACGUAUAUAAGACACGUUAAUAUUACUAAAGAUCCUUUCCGUAAGGCAAAUUUUCCCAAUCUACCACCUACUAGUACCUUUCAUAACGGAACCUGUUUGGCUACAGUUAAAAGCUAUCUGAAUAAGAAUAAGUUAUUUAUGAUUCUUUCAUUUGCAAUCCUUCCCUUUCUUCUCCUUAUCUUCUUGGUUUGUGCCUGUGUAGUUUGUAAAAAGGCAAAGGUACCGGAGGAGGCACUAAAUGUAACAGAUUCAGCAAUACCUGUCGGUGCUAGUAGUAUUAAUCGAACUGUAUCUGGGAUGAGAAUGCAAAGAGCAACAAAGAGUAAGAGCGGAGGCAUAUUAUCGAGAAGGGACAACGAUAAUUUUUUGGAGCAUGAGGAUUUUAUCUAAUCAACGAUAGAUUAAUAGUUUGAAGGCAAAUAUGAAUAAUUUUUGAUGAAUCAACUAUUCCAGUGGCAGAUAAUUGAAAAAGAAAUAAAUAGAUCACAAAUUUUAAUUUUG